AAUAAAGUUCUCCAAUGAAACAAGUUGUUUUUUAUCAAAAACUGUUGCAAAUUAAAGACAAGUGAAAUUUGGAAAUAAAAGCACUAUGAAAACACAUGAUCAAUAUUCUCAUUUCCGUACACAGUAAUUUUUCGUUUCACCCACUAUUGAGACGGAACCGACGGAGAGGCGAUCGCGAACCGGCCACUGAUCCGGCAGGCAAAAAGAUCACAGCCACGUCAUUUUUCUGUGAGCCUUUGCCGUGGCAACACACGGUCCGCGCGUGGUGCGUGCGCUGCAGAGUGAAUAUCAAGAUACCAGUGGCUCUUGGGAGAAAUCCCUUAGAGCAAGUGGAAGGCAUUCUCUUCAAGUUUCACAGGGUGUAGAGCCAAGGCGACUUGAGUGAAAGAGAGCAAAACAGUUAAUCUUUUUCCGUGCUCUUUGGAACGCAAACAAUCUGGUUGUGAAAAGGUUUGAAAGUGAGAUAAAAAUGUUGCCCCUUAACCGAUUGGUGAAGUGUUUUAAUCGUGUUCAAGUGCAGUAAAGUGAAGCGUGUAAGGAUCGUUGGAACUGCAACAGUGUCCCGCUCAACACAAGCCAUCAAGAUAAAGAGUUUGGCCAGGAAGUUCGAAGAAGCGUGCAGGAGCUUUUAGACACGGAAAGUGAUCUUUCUGGUUCGAAGGCGAAAACUUACACACACGUACGUGUCCGCAAAGGACAAGCACGGCGCGUCUUAUGAAGGAUACAAACACGAUGGGAGAAUCGACACCGAUUUGCCGUUGCCGGGUGCUGUACCUGGGCAGUGCCGUGCCGCGGCAAAGCAAGGACGGUUUGCAGGGUAUACAGGAACCGUUGCGAAGCCUCUACCCUUCGGAGGGUGCGAUCGGGGCGAAGGGUAUCGAUUCGUGGCUAAGCGUCUGGUCGAAUGGUAUUCUGCUCGAGAAUGUGGACGAAAACCGGAAGCAAGUGACGCGCUUCUUCCCGAUCGAAUCGCUACACUACUGUGCCGCUGUACGGCAGGUGCUGAUACCGGAGCGGGGCAAUAACAAUCCGGAACCGAAAUUUCUUCCCCUAGACUCCCCUUUUGCCCGUACGCCACGCGCACAGCAUCCGCCUAUCUUUGCGGCCAUCUUGCGGCGCACCACCGGUAUCAAGGUGCUCGAGUGUCACACCUUCAUCUGCAAGCGGGAAGCGGCUGCGAAUGCGCUUGUUCGCUGUUGCUUUCACGCGUACGCUGAUAAUUCGUACGCCCGGCAGUUGGAAGGUGGCUCCGGAAGUGGCAGCUCGAACAGUGUGUACGGCACGAUCGGUGGCAAAUCGAAUGGUACGGGCGAGGGUUGGCGAUCACGUGCCGGUAGCACGACCACGCUCAACAGUGUCGGUGUCAGCAGGCAACCAAUUAAUGGCGUCGGCGAUGCGUACACGGUAAAAAAUCUUUAUGCCAGCAGUGCGGACCUAGAGGUAGUGGAUGACGGUGAAAGCUCACUGUACAAUGGCGACGAAAAUCACAAAGUGUGGAACGGUUCCACCGAUCAGAUCGAUGGCAUCGGCUUUGGUAACGAUGGUCACUACGAUAUCUAUUCCGGCCCUGGUGGUCUCGGUGGCAGCACUGGAGGUGGUGGCGUCGGUGGCGGCUCAACGCUCGGACGCCCGGCACGGGUUCGCCAGAUCAGUGCACCGGUUCCAGUACCACCGCCGCCGAAAGAGGAACCGAAAAAGUCCAAGAAGGACAAGAAAGCGGCCAAGAGCACAGCCCAGCAACAGGCCCAGCAGCAGGUAGGCAGUCAAAGUUUAUCCGGUACGCUUAUAAGACCACGUCCCAUGCACAUGAAUCCACUAGGUCGGCCGGCUGCCGGUCCAGCCUCAGCCAACUCUGCCGCAGCAAUGGCCGCCGCAGCAGCCGCACAUCACGGCAUGAUGAUGUACCACCACCAUCAUCACAAUCCCCAUCACCCGAUGGCGGGUCAUCCCGGUUCCGGUCCGCCGCCGGUACCGGGCCGCCAGUUCCACACCAUAGGUCACCGCAGCAUGAAUGGCAGUGCGGCGGCGGCAGCGGCGGCGGCCAUGGCCGCUGGUCUACCUCCCCAUCCCAUGCUCCAUCCCCACGCCCAGAUGCACCCAGCGAUGGGUCUCCCACAUCCCGGUAUGCAUCCGCACGCCGGCAUGACCCUGCCGGCAAUGAUGAUGGCACCUCAGUACGCGACCCUGCAGCAUCCGCGCACCAGCAAAAAGAAGAAGGACAAGGGCAAAACGCUUAACGGCAGCAAUGGUAGCAUCCCGAUCGGUGUACCGGUCGUACCGCCGAUGUUUGCCUAUCCGCCCCAGCCGAACGGUAGUGUUGGUGGUGGGCCCGGUUCCCUGGCGGACAGUCGUCCACUGUCGAUGAGCAACCGGAAGUUGGCACAGUCGGCUGCAGCCGGGUUGGAUGAUAUGUCGGGCAACUCGGGCGCCGAAUCACCGGGCGGUACGGGUAUUUAUCGGCGCAAGGGACACCUGAACGAGCGCGCUUUCAGCUACUCGAUUCGGCAGGAGCAUCGCAGCCGGAGCCAUGGUUCGCUCGCUAGUCUACAGUUUAAUCCGCCCGACAUGAAGAAGGAGCGCGAGAUCGCACAGAUGGUGGCCGGACUGGAGCUGACAGACGAUUCGACGUUAAGACGCCGCUCGGAAGUAGCCGGUUCGUCGGGUACGUUCGGUAAACCGAGAAGAUGAGCGUAAGGUCGGGUUUGUCGUGUGUGUCUCAUUGAAGUCACCGUACAUAAAACCGGGACGCGGAACAAGCAAAAAAAAAAGCUUUCUCCGCGAGGGGUUCACAGCAUUAGAUUUGAUCGCAUGGGGAAUCGCAACACAACGAAAAGGAAAAUGCUCGUAGUAUGUGGUUUUUAACGAUAGUAUGUUGUAAAAUAGGCAUCAGACCGAUGGGAACUCUAGCAUCACAUAAAUGGCAUUAGAUGGUAGUAGUGUAAGCAGCGAACAGUUGCACGAAACGCAAUGGAACAGUCACAGUAUCCCAGCAACGGGACACAUUCGAGCCGGUUCUCUAUUACCAAAACAUUUUUUAUAUCCAUUGUUAUCAUGGUGACAGCAUCAAUGAGGUUAGUAAUGGUUCGCAGACACUGUGGGUAGCAUUAGUAUACGCUACCGUUUAGAAACUAUAAACUAUAACAUUUUGGGAUGGUAAGAGGACGUCGUUUCGACAGCUUACUUUUUUUUUUAAAAAUACUGAUUUUAUGUUAACAUGUCUUGAACUUUAGCUGUACGAACCAUAAAGCAGAACAACGAAAAUACAUAAAAUGCACACAUGCCGAAGAGUGAAGCGAAUGGCGAUAGUGCCCCGUCACAAAAAGGUUGUCGACCGGGUACCGGUAGUAUUGCAAAGAACGGACAAGCAGCAGAUAUAUGCAAUUACAAGAAGAAAUGAAUGUGCCUUAUUAGGUAAUUAGAUAAUUUAAUUAUAAUCAAGCCCUGCAAGAGAAUUCCCCCAUUUAACGCAGUGAUGGUUUACACUAACGAAACGAAUAAAAGUGAAAUUUUAGUGUUUGCUAAUUGAGGAUGUUUCCCGUAUGGUACCGAGCAUAUCAGACCGAGCUUUCUUCUGCAUUUCGUUUGACCUUCUAAAUUACCCUGGGAAAUGAAGUUUUUUUAUGCUCUUGUUGUUGUUGUGUGUGAGAGUUUCUUUUUACUGCUGACGGUGAGCUUUUAAACGAAAUUUCUGUACAGCAUGCAGGUUUGAAAGUGUCUUGGAAGUGCUUUUAUCACUCCACCGGAAAACAGUGUGACGUCGGUGCGUAAGAGCAAAAUGCUCACCAGUGUGUGCGCGCGCGCGCGAGGGCGUCAUACGAUCGAUACGAUGGAUGCGGUUCAACUCAUUUUAAUGAUCGUGUGUUUCGACACCUUCCGAUAAGAAACAAAAAACGCUUUCGCAUGAGAUUCGCACUAAAGGUAGGCACAUUGAAAACAAGAAAGCAAAAACGUCAAACGCAUUCGUAACAGGGGGAACGCCCGCCGGUCAAAAGGAAAGUGGUCGAAGUGGGUGGCUUGCUACCCAUUAGCCAAAAUGCGUUCGAAAGCGAAAACGGAAGAAAAGUGCCACGGGACCGAGUGGAGCAGAUAACAAAAAAAAAACGCAAUAGUGUGAUGAGGAAAUUGGGGGAGAAAAACAAUGCAGAAGAAAGGAACGGAGACGUGCUUUGUGGGGCACGAUAAACGUCGGGAGUCAAAAUUUGAUCAUCAAUCAAUCGUGAAGAAGCCAUCGAACGGCGAGAAAACUGAAAAAAGCGUCAGUAGCGUCGGUCAAGGAAAGAGAAAUGGGCAAACCGUAAAGUGAGCGAGUAAGAAACAAACCAAUCCAGGCACAGCUCAACCACAUGGAAUAGACAAAACAAGUGUAUUUGCCGAUAAAACGAGACACCGUAGGAUGGAAGAAACUGUCGGCAGUAGAGAGGACAGCAUAAAAUUUCUCCACCAGGCCAAUUUGGGAGUGUAUGGUACAAAAAAAAAAACUUGAGGACAAAAAAAAAACAACACUCCGCCAUUUUAAGCGCCAACACGACACAUUCUUUGUUAUUUCGCAUCUUCUUCCACAGUAGAAACACAACCAUUUGAGAUACAAAGAAAAAAAAACACGAAGUUAUCUAUGAUUCAGGUUCUUCAGGAGCUUUCGACAGCGUUCCGUUUGUGACCCAACUUCACCAUUCAUAGUCUUGGUAGGAGAAGCAAAUGAUUGUACGAAUAGAAAGCAACAGGUGAAAGAUGAAACCAGAGACCCUUGUACCAUAAGCAUCAGUAGCAUCACUAGCAGAUCGGGGUGGGCGACUAGAGGGCGAUAUCUUUUUUUUUUUUUUUGGUAGAUCGUAAGCGGCAGUUUGCCAAAUCUUUUACGAACUAAAACCUUAGAAGCAAGUAAACCUACAUAUGAAUUGUUAUCCAAUCAUUUUAAUGUCAAGAAGAAAUACAAAAUAUUCGAACAUAACGAA
Anopheles funestus (African malaria mosquito) is the source of this 4952-nucleotide messenger RNA. RefSeq names its product AT-rich interactive domain-containing protein 1B. The coding region runs from base 715 to 2688 and encodes 657 amino acids. The record is from RefSeq and is a predicted model, not a curated record. The transcript has 3 exons. NCBI's taxonomy places the organism in Eukaryota, Metazoa, Arthropoda, Insecta, Diptera, Culicidae.